UUAUAUAUAAUCUAUUAUUCUCUAUAAGUCGUCGGUCCUAUAAAUUUGUCACAAGAAUAAAACUUCCACAAUUUAUAUUAUCAUUUGUAUCUUUUAGAAAUUAAUGAAUUCUCAUUCUCUGUUGAAAAUCCACUGUCUUCAAAUUUAAAGUAUGGAAUUCAAUAAAAAUAAUUAAAGUUAGUGAAUGAAAUAGUAUAUUUCGCUCCUAGGACCGAAAAUUGUUUUCAAGUCCUAGGCCGUAGGCCUCUGACUAGAAAAUAUUAAGAGCUGGAAACACAUUUUUGCCCCUGGUGCGAACGCUAUUUUUCGCCACACAAAAAAUAAAGUAGGUAAUAAGUUAUAUUUAAUAUAUAUGAGAAUAAUAAUUGUGUAUUAGGCAUUUCAAAAUGGGCGCCUAUUAACCUCGGGGUGACCCUGUUAGGGAAACCGUUAGAUAGGAAAAUCGUCCGUGUCACGUACCCCAAACGUGACAAACGGUUUCCCUAUCUGUACCUACAUAUACAUGCUCUUCAUUUUUCUCGUGUCGUCCGCACAUUGAAGAAAUGCUGGUCCGGCCGUACCUCAAGUUAGGGUUUGAAUUAGAGCUUGGCUACAGUCAGCUCAUAAUAAUUAUUUUCUCGAUUAUUUAGUCAGUUAACAUCUUAUUAUAUGUUUUACUACUCGUGACUUGUGAGCUGAAAAAAUACCUUAAAAAUACUUGUGUGAGCUAUGAUCUUAAAACAGUUUUAAGUUGCAUCUAUCCUAUCGUAAAUUGUUUUUUAAUUUUACUGUACUAUUUAUUGUAUGGGCUGAAUUAGUUUUAAAUAAUAUUAUUCAACCGGAACGGCAGUUUCUUAUUAACCGAUCGUGAGUGAGAUUUUUAUUCGACUCGGAUUUACUUUCUCCUGUCUGUCUGUGUGACACGAUUACGGCCAAACGCUUUGAUAUAAUCGUAUGAGAUUUGGCAGGAAUAUCCCUUUUUUAACUAAGCGUCAAUACAUAUGUAAGGUUUUUUUUUUAAUUUUCAAUUUAAGGACAAAUAAAUACAAUUAAAAAAAUUCAAAAAACGAAUGUUUUAGACUUGGCACAUUGGGCGCAUUUAUGUACAUGAUGGAUCUUCUAGCUUAUCAGCAAUUAGCACAAAUUUUAGAAGUUCUAUCAACAUAUUUAUUUUUAUCUCUUUAGUACCGUAUCACAUGUAGCCCAUGCAUGAUUCUCAGUAAGUUCAUUUGGCAAGUAAUGACUUUGACUUCACAUUUUGCUAAUUUGCUACCUGUUCAUAAUGGCGGUAUUUCUUUACGCAGAUGUUACAAUUCAUAUCACAGAAGGUAUUAUUUAUCAAAUACUUCUGCAACAAAUUCAAUAUUAAGCUGCGUACACACCAAACUUAUUAACAAAAUGUUUAAUUUUCCGUCCUUGAAGAUUAUAUUAGAUUGACAUAACUUAUCAUACACAUGAUGUGCAUAAGUUUGUCAAGCUCCGUUUAAUCUAAUAUCUCUGGUGUAAACGCAGCUUAACACUCUUAACGUAUCGUUGGGACAGACAGGGAAUAUAUGGACUAUGAACAGACAUUAUAUUAUAAUCUUUUAAAUCAAAAUGCAGGUAUGGCUGAAGGAGAAGGCCGGGAAGGAGUCCCUCCUCUUCAAGAGGAGGAAGAUGCCGAUGUUUUGGACCAACAACCUGGUCCUGCCAAUGCAGAUGGUCCAAGACCAUCGGAAACGAUCCCUGGGCAGAGACCCGGAAGCCAUAUUUAUGCAGACGGGAACGGGUAUUAUUACAGGACUCGAAGAGUCGUCGAAGACAAGAGGUACUUACGAUGCAAUAAUCGGCAGUGCCCUGCAUUGGCGUGGAUGCGGGUCGCUGACAGGUCGCCAAUCAUACCGAGCCGCAACAGUCCACUCCACAACUGCCGACCAGAUCCGGCAGGCGGGCAAAAAAAGAAAUUCCUGUCUACCGUGAAGAGGCGGGCGAGAGAGGAAAGAGAUGUUUCCAUCCCCACCAUUUUCGCCGGUGAAGCAAUCAGACAUAGAGAUGCAGCUGUACGACUAUCAAGAUCUACGGUUCUGCGAACUAUGGCCAGAUCUAGGAGGGCGAUUCAGCCCAAAACGCCACAAUCCAUCGAAGAGAUGCGGGCGUCCCUUCAGGAAGAUCGCUUUGCCAACCUUCGUCGAACGAGAGAUGGACAGAGUGACUUCUUUGUGGCAGAAGUGGGAGGCGGAACAAUCGGGUUUGCCAGCAGGAGACUGGUUGAUGCGAUUGUCCACCUGGAUCAGGCGAACCACAUGUUCCUUGAUGGAACUUUCAAAGUCGUCCCUAGAAGCCCAGGAGGCCUGGUACAGCUGUUUACUGUACACCUAUUGUACAUGGAUGUCGUAUUCCCAAUCGCCUACUUCGUGAUGACCUCACGAACUGCAGAAUCGUAUUUACCAAUUCUGCAAUUCGUGAGACAACACCUAGUCACAUGGAGAGUGGAGUUCAUCACCACAGACUUUGAGGCGGGUCUUGUGAAUGUGGUAAUGCAGGUGUUCCCCGAGGCGCGACAUCAUGGGUGCUGGUUUCAUUUUUGCUAUGCAAUUUGGAGAAAGGUGCGUCGGAUAGCAGGUCUAGCUCAGCUAUGCCGCGAUGACCAUUUAGUAAUGCAGGUCGUUAAAAUGGUGAUGGCGCUGGCGCACUUACCAGCCGAUAACGCCCCGAACGAUCCCAAUGUGCCUCAAAAUUGCACAAUUGCUGAUGGCCUGGUUGCCAUCAGUAACUAUAUCAACGAGGCACAAAUGGAUAUCCGAUUGCAGGAGCUAAUCGGAUAUGUUCGGAGAUAUUGGUUGGGAAGAGUAGGUGCGGCUAGCAUCUCCAACUUCGGCGUGGCAAGGAGGACCAACAAUGACCUGGAGGGUUUCCACUCAAGAUUGCUUGCCAAUCUUGGGUCGCAUCCAAAUAUUUGGAGAUUCGUCAACCGGCUUCAAGACAUUGAGCAGGAAAGUUUUGAUGACUUUCAAAGAGCCAACCUGCACAAUGUCAAUGUAAGGCGGAGAAGAGGUGAGCAGCUGACUACCUCAAUCAGGCGGAGCCUCAUUGAGCUAGUCAAUCAAAGAAUAACAUUAAUCCACUUUUUGCGGACGGUGUCGCACACUGCUGAUGGAUUGAUGGGUGUUCUUGAUCCUGCUGACCAGGACGAAGACGCUGAGGCGAAUUUUGAUGGAGAUGACAUUGUAAACUGGGAGGAGUUUAUGGGGCAAGGCGUUGCACUUGUGGAAGAAGUGCCACUUGCCGCUCCACCAGCUCCAUUGGCUCCACCAGCACCAUUGGCUCCACCAGCUCCAUUGGCUCCAUUGGUAGUACGGGAUCUGCCUGAAGAAGCUCGACCAGCAGCUGGAGGUGCUCCGAGAGUUAGGAGAGGCCGUGGACGAGGACCCAGGAGAGGGAGAGUGGGACGCGGAUUCGCUGGUCGUGGCCAGGGGGAAAUUCCCAUCCCUCCACAGAAUGAGGAUGUUGGUCGGGUCCGGCCUUGCGUGAUCUGUCUGGACCAUCCUUCAACACAUAUAUGUUUGCCGUGUUUACAUCUUUGUAUGUGUGAAGGAUGUGCCCAGCAGAAUCCCGCACACCAAAUCAACCUGCGGUGUCCCUUGUGCAAUGAUUUUUGCGACCAGUAUGCUCGCGUAUUUUAUUAAAUAAUUUAAUAGAAUACACGACUAUACUGGUUGCAAUUCACAAUGUGUUGUGGCACACCUCUCCUACUUUCUUCAAGAGUUGAAGAGGAAUGCGCUCUUCCGAACCUAGUUCUUUCACAAUACCGGGUGCUAUUGACCCAAACACCAUUUAGGUACUUCUGAAACGUUCCAUUCAGUUCGGAAAAAUGAUUAUUAUUUAUUUAAUGUAAUAAAAAUGAUGUUGGAGGUUCGGCAAUACAAACAACUAUUGAUUCCAAUAAUAGUCUUUAUUCUACUGGCGUCUUUAGCCCAAAGUACAAGAAUGAUUUUGCAUUGAAAUUGUAUAUAUCCCAUUAUGUAAGGUCUUAUUACUACAUUUACAAAGGAGAAGUGACUCAUAAAAAACUAACUGGGCCCUUAUAAAAUGAAUACAAAGACCUUAAAGAUAUAGACCUUAAAGAAAUAUCUUUAAGGUCUUAUAAUGAAUAUAAUAUAAUAUAAAAUAGGUUUCAUAUCCAGAUUUCAUACCCCAAACAAUUGAUGUUUCCUUUACCAGCUCUCAAACAAAACAAGAAGGAUGAGCAAUCAGAAACCCUCCAAAAAGACAUUCUAACCUCAAAAUUGAAUAAAAUAUAUUAUGACAAAUCAUUAAUUCUUAUCAUUUUAAUUAAGAUAAAAUAUAUUAUAAUACAUUGUAAAUAUUUUUAUAUUAGUUUUUAGGUUUAAGUUUGUAAUAAAGAAAAAAAUUAAUUUAGUUACAUUUCAUAUAUACUCAAUAUUUGUGCAGUUGCAGUUUAUACUUAAUGUUUUUGGUUAUGUUAUAUUAUAAAUAAUAUUAUUUAGACCUAUUUUGAUUACUUUUAAUAAAUAUUCAAUUAUAAUAACAUUGAUUACAUUGUUUCAAUUCAUUGCACUUAACUUGUAAAGUUAUUGAGUGGCGCGCGGUUUGAAUGUUCACAUUAUAGUGUGAACAAAUUUUUGCAAAGUAAAACAAUAGAAGUUCAGUAUGUUACUCAAUUGCAAAAUAGCGAAUCUUCAAAAUAAGUACUUCUUCAUUCCCAACGUUGUAAAUAUAAUUAUCAAUUAUUUGUUAGUUAUAUAUACUGAAUUGUAAACUUUAUUCUUAUUGUAUAUAUUUUAUUAUUUUAAAAUUUACUGUGACUAUUGAAUAAUUGAUUUAGUGCAUUGUUUAUAGUAAUGAUGACAUCAUUUUAAAUUAUAUAUUACAAUGUUUCUGUAUAUAGACUUUCAUUUAUUUAUUCAAUAAACUUGUUCUACUGAAAGUAAUUUACCGAGUUUAAUGAUAAUUUAUUACUAUACCUUUUUACAAAUUCUCUGUCCUCUGUCUAGAGUCCUAGUGUAAUAAGCGAUAUGCUGCUACUAAUAUAUCAGUAAUCAAUAUAUUUCCUCACUCUGAUCAAUAAUUUGAAGAAGGCUCACCAGUUAAAAUACUCAAUUCAUUUUUAAAAUUCACCGUCAAAAAACAUGAUAAU
Nilaparvata lugens (brown planthopper) is the source of this 5116-nucleotide messenger RNA. RefSeq lists its product as uncharacterized. Bases 1533 to 3644 code for a protein of 703 amino acids. The transcript is spliced from 8 exons. The record is from RefSeq and is a predicted model, not a curated record. NCBI's taxonomy places the organism in Eukaryota, Metazoa, Arthropoda, Insecta, Hemiptera, Delphacidae.